This is a messenger RNA of Fopius arisanus, 2385 nucleotides long. Its product is annotated as proteoglycan 4-like. Bases 1 to 2385 code for a protein of 794 amino acids. The record is from RefSeq and is a predicted model, not a curated record. Lineage: Eukaryota; Metazoa; Arthropoda; Insecta; Hymenoptera; Braconidae. The transcript has 3 exons.
AUGGUUGAUCUCGACGCUUGGAAAUUGGUACUGCCCCGCGAAUUGCGUCCGCAGGCCAUUUCCCAGUGCCAUGAUCUUCGCCAAGCAGGCCACUUGGGGGUUGAUAAGACCUAUCGUCGUCUCUACGAGGCAUAUUAUUGGCCAAAUAUGUUUAGGGACGUCGUGGCCUUCGUCCGCCACUGCGACAUUUGUCAACGCUGUAAGACAAACAUAGACACACCAGUUCCACGAGCCGAGGACGCAGCACCAGCCGUGGAUCUGACGGAGAGCACUCCACCAUCCUCUCCCCCGGGUCAGGGGAUUAAAGAAGAGCCCAGCCUCCUCACUAGCCAGCAGAGAGCUGCCCGCAAUGCGGAGAUAGCUCUGGAGAGCAUCCUCUUCCCGGAAGGCAUUCCGGUGGAGCUGGACGACCUGGCUCUCCCCGACGACAGCGACGCCGACGUCGCCCAGGACCCGCCACCGCGAGGACCCCUGUCUCCAGUCGUCGUGCUGGAAAAGCUGCCGCUAUCCGGGAGACCAGAGGCACCGCAGUCCCAACCGGCCAGAGAGGCACCCAUCCAUCUCCAGGAUUACUGGGACCCACUCAAACCCUGGCUACCCGAGAUACGGAGUAUCGAGGAGCAACAUCCCGGCUUUGCCGCGGCCCUACACGCCUGCACGCUGACACCGGCUCACCACCUGUCAGCUGUCAGGUUUGUCAUCCCUCCCAUUCCCCUGGAAUCGGUGAGCGGCACAGUCCCACUCGGAGAGAGUGAGGAAGAACUCCCGGAGGCUACCUCCGAGGACCACACAUCCGAACGGGCCCUGACCCCGCCGGCACAUCCGAUUGUGGAGAUCGGAUCCAGCUCCGCGAGCUCCAGUUCUUCUAGCUCGUCGAGCUGCAGCAGUUGCAGCAGCUGCUCUUCGGAGUCCGGGAACUCCACCAUCCGCAGUCCAGGACCAGCCGGAGAUCCAGGCCACCCAUCCGACAAGGGAGACCAGGCCCAGGCAUCAUCCCCCGAGUGGGAGGAUCCGGACAGCACACCGGCACCCAGUAUCCAGAGCGCGGCCACCGAGUUCAUUGACCUCGGACCCCUCGAGGAACUCUCGCGGCCCAGCACAGUGCCCACAGCAGAGUCACCACAUCCAGCUCUUCCUCAUACCGGAACCGAGAUGGCCAAGCAGCACCCGUCGCUCACGGACUCACGAGCCGGCGAGAGAACGCCGCCGUAUCCACCCCUCACAGUAGAUGAGGAUAGCGAGAAGCUUCCGGAGGUCACACCUCCGGUUCCCGUGCGUGCCUUCGCCGCCGUGGCCAGCCUUCCGAGCGCAUCAGCUCAGGCCUCUACAUCCGCCUGUAAGCAGGUCGGCCCAUCCGCUCCUUCGAGAGCCCAGGACAUCACCGUCCAUACCACCGAGGAACAGCUGAAGAGGUCCACUACCACCACACGCAGCAACCCCACGACCAACCGGGGGGGAGGACAGCCCGGGAAACCCGCUGGAGGGAAGCGAAGGAAGCCACGUCAUUGGUGCUUCGACUGUCGUCGACACGGCCACGCACACCAGGCCUGCCCAACACCAACUGGCGACAUCUUCUGUGGACUAUGCCCACAUCGUCUGAGGGUUGAAAGAGUCUGCCCAGAGCACGGCCCAGUGACACAACCUGCUGGCGGACGAACAGCAGGAUAUUCCAGCACCUCCGCUGAGACUUCCCAGGUGAGGCCAUCGCCAUCACCUGCAUCGGCUGCAUCCAGCGCGUCAGGGACCCACGCGCCGAGGAGUACUGGGCUCCCUUCGAAAGGAACCCAAUCCGUCCAGCAGCAGCUGGAUCGGUCUAUCCAUUCCCCAGGGAGGAGGAACGCAGGUUUCGUCGCGAGGACGAAUCUCCAGAAGACUCGAGGCUCCGGUUCUUCGGGCAGCCACCAGCCACUCUGUCCACUCCAGUGGCCUAUCCCCAAGAAUAUGGGGGCACCUCCGCAGGCCGAGGCCGCGGUUAUUUCACCCAGGCCGGCGCCACGACAUCCAGAUCGUCAGCCCUGGGUCGGGGAACGAAUGCCCGUUUCGGGCCCCCAACGACAACUCCUGGAGCCCGUUGGCCCCGAGAGACCCUCGAGGCCCUCCAGAGCAUCCUGGACCAGGCCCAGCGCGACCACCAGCGGAGCCCAGAAGCCGGGUACUAUCCCCGUUAAGACGGCGGCAACAUCCCUGAAGAAUCAGUGGCAACAUCCCCGUGACUCGGUGGCUCAUCCCCGCAAGACGGAGGCACGUCCGGAGGAGAAUCUCCCGGCCAUCCAUCCCAUCGCCAAGGGUGGCUACUCAGGUGCCAAUUACCCAAGUUUCUUUUUGUCUUCUCUCUGUGAUAAGUCUCACGCGUACCUGAAGGCACCCUUUGUACAAAUAGGAUAA